This is a messenger RNA of Stylophora pistillata, 3177 nucleotides long. RefSeq lists its product as uncharacterized. The record is from RefSeq and is a predicted model, not a curated record. NCBI's taxonomy places the organism in Eukaryota, Metazoa, Cnidaria, Anthozoa, Scleractinia, Pocilloporidae. Gene Ontology annotation, molecular function: calcium ion binding.
AAACAAACGGUCGCCAAGCAUUCUCCCACGAAAUAUUUGAGUUUUAAAAAGCUUCGUCUAGCAACCACAGAGGUGAUACAAGCAUAAAAUAUUUAAGAUUUCGCGAGGAGUUGUUGAACGUGGGAUAGCUCUCAGAGGAAAUAACUGAGAAGAAUUGAGAAUCAUCGUACGCCAUUUUUGAUUCUCGAAGAGCUGCUUUCGAAAUUUAACUCAAGAGCUUCAUUUUGACACAGCUGUUCGAGUCAAACCGUUGAAACUGUUUGCAGUUAGUUACAGUUUGGAUUUUGUCACCUUCUUUCAAGCGAGGCGUGUAAAAUAACGAUUUGUUCAAGCUGUAAUGCGAAUGGCUACUACAUACAUCUAGUUGUGGGAACGUUAAUUUUGCAGAGCGUGAGCUGUAACCCUUGAAGACGGUAUAUUCUGACAGCUGUUUCCUCAUUGUGAAGUUUGAAUUCGCCAAGUUUUAUUUAUCAGCUUUGUAUGAAGGUGCUUUGGGGAAAGGUGACAACUUAUUCGAAAUGGCGAGCAAACUUUGGUUCGUGUAGAAUUCAAGAACGUUUGGAAAGCUGGUUUUACAGAACAAAUACCGUAAUUGUUACGACAUCAGGUCGCUGCUGAACUGUGAAAGAAAGAUUUGCGUGGAAUUUGUGGACGUAAAAGGAAAUUGAACUUGUCUGAAGGGCAAUGUUACCGCCGUCGCUACAUUUCGACUGUCGACGAAUGGCAUAUAUUUUACCCGUGUUAUGGGUUGUUUUUUUAAGAAUUAAUGUUGUCUCUGCUCAGAACGACUCGUCCAUACUGUCGAACUCACUUUGUAUUCUUCGAUGUCCUUCAGGACACCACUGCUUUAACAAUACCGUAGAAACAACGGUCAUAGAGUUGGGCCACAAUGGCCAUAUUUGUACAACUACAGAUGAAUGUUACGGGGAGGAUGACCCGUUAGGAUUCCGUCCCGGGCCUAGACAAAAACCUCAAACAGUUGUGUAUGGCGAUACUGUUCUCAUAAAACCCAAAGAAAUCACAGUAAAAUUUCUAAAGGUGUCUAGGGACAUCUUCUAUAACUGUGGCUCAGGUGGACAACUUUUUCAAAAUUUUACUUCUUCUCAAUUCCCAGUACCAUCAAAGUAUUUAACUCCACUAGGGAUCAAUUAUUUUAUUGCAAAAGAUGCUCUGUUUAGCUGUAGUUUUGGGGUUAGACUUGAGCUGUAUGUGCGCAGUCGUCAACAGCUGAACUGUACAAAUCCAGCAUUACCCAACCUCGGUGUCUGUAGUGGAGUAGGUCUUUGCACCAGUGCCAGUCAGACCUAUUUUACGCGUGAUUACGCAUGCAAUUGUUGCGAUGCAUACAAAGGGAGAUAUUGGGAGGAACUUGACAGCUGUCAUUCAAGCAGAAAUCCUUGUAAAAAUGGUGCCACAUGUACAGAUAUCAAAGAUGGCACCGCUGAUAGUUUUAAUUGUACCUGUAUGCCAGGGUACACAGGGACUUUCUGUGAAACAAAUAUUGAUGAGUGUAGUUCCAGUCCAUGUAUUAAUGGGUUUUGUGUGGAUUAUAUAAAUAAGUACGCCUGCUUGUGUGAUCCAGGAUUUAACGGCCCAAACUGUCACGUUGUUAUCCCAGACCUCUGCGCCAAUAACCCAUGUGAAAAUGGUGGAUCGUGUGAAAGAUCAGGAAGUAAAGGGCAAAACUAUACUUGUGCUUGUCUUCCUGAUUUUACUGGACGAAACUGCACAGAAAAUGUCACUAGAUCAGCAAGUCUGUUAGCAUCUACAAUGCUUACUCUAACAAGUGUAUCAACAAUUGAGCUUCAUACUUCAUUUAUUGGGGAUUCUAGCUUUGUUACACAAAGUGUUUCCUCAUCUGUUCGGGCCAAAAGAUUGUCAUCUUCUGUUUCUGAGUCUUUGUCUCAAGGGAGUACAAUUGUUACUGGCACCUCAGUAUUGGGAACAUUGUCACCUACAGCAUCUCCCAGGAUAUCAUCAUUUCCAGGGUUUGUGAUUUCUAGCACUGAAUUAGAAACAGCACCUUCACCUUCAAUCUCAUCUUUAACUUUGCAACAGUCAGUUUUGGGCAGCGCUCCCAGUGGUAUUUCAAAGCCAGCAUCAUCUCUGUCAUCAUCAACAACCUCAUCAUCAUCAUCAUUUUUGUCAGUUCACAUGUCAAUCAGUUCUUCAGUUGAAGCCCUAUCCACCUCAAAUGUUUAUGUUUCAUCUUUAGAAGCCAUCUCCACAUCAGUUGGAAUUUUUUUGACAGCUGACACAUCCAUGCAGACUAGAAAAGACACAUUCAGUUCAGUUACCAUGUCGACUGCAUUCAUCAGAAGUGUUGCAACUCCAUCUUUGCACUUGACGUCAUCGCUGCACUUGACUUUAUCCAUGCAGGCAUCUUUAUCUGAUAUAGGAUCAGGUGCAUCUUUUUCCUCGUCGUCAUCAUCCUUACCAUUACCAACAUCACAAGCAGUGACACCAACCAUUGCACUUUCCACGGGCAGCUCAACACUGUUACGACCAGAUUCUUCAUCAGUGUCUUCAGUAUUAGUGACAUCAUCACAAGGGGUGAUGCCAACUGUCACACUUUCUAACAGCACCUCUACACUUCUUUCUCCUUCUAUGGCAUUGCACUCUGAGGUAACAACACCUUUAGCCAUCACAACAGCCCUUCCAUCAAUGUCUACUGUCUUUUUCAGGUCAACUGCUGAAAUAUCUUCAUCGUUUGCUUCAUCUUCUGUGGUUCCCACAAUGCCACCAAUUCCAACUACUGUACCUUUGAUUAACCAGACAUGUGUUCAUAAUCCUUGUAACAAUGGAACAUGCUUCAGCGAGCCAUACUUACAGUUUGGAUUCCGCUGUGAAUGUCCUUAUCCAACCAUUGGACCUGUUUGUCGUGGUAUAGCUGAAAGUGAUCUUCAUUUCCCAGCUUUUGGAAAGAACUCUUUCCUGGAACACAAGAGCAGGUCGUUUAAUAAUGAAAUCAACAGGAUAGACAUAACAUUCAAGACGAAUGCCUCUGAAGGUCUGCUGCUCUUUGCAGCUGAUUCUAAAAAACGUGGGGAUUUUAUCCAACUUCAUGUGUCAGGUGGUAAACUUGAGUUCAGAUUUGAUCCCGGUGACAGUUUAGUGUACAUCCAAAGCAACCAAAGAGUGGACACUGGGGAAAUAAUAACUGCAACAGUCACGUAA